CAAAUCUCUCUUCAUCAAGAUCUUUUACGCAAUAGUCCAUUGAAAAAAAUUUUCGAGCAGCCCGACCAGGCCUGCAUUAACAAAUUCAUUGUUAAUUAAUAAAAACAAAGUUAUAACAAUGUUGCGAUUUGUUGCCGGACGUAUCGGCUCAGCUGUCCGUGGUGUUGUUGCCGUACCCAGGACUUCCGCAGCUAUUGGCGUUACUUCAACUAGAAAUUCUUCUCAUGGUCCUGAGGAAACUGACGAAGAAUUUGAUACUAGAAUGGAGAAUUACUUCAACCGCAAGGACAUUGAUAGCUGGGAAAUUCGUACUGCAAUGAAUGAUUUAGCUGGUAUGGAUCUUGUCCCUGAACCCAGAAUUGUAAGUGCAGCAUUGAGAGCUUGUCGUCGUUUGAACGAUUACGCAUUGGCUGUCAGAUUUCUUGAAGUUGUCAGAUACAAGGGUGGUGACCAAGCUCAUGUUAUUUGGCCAUACAUCGUCCAGGAAAUCAGACCAACUCUUGAUGAAUUGGGAAUCCUCACCCCCGAAGAAAUGGGAUACGAUAAACCAGAGUUAGCUCUUAUUUCUCCAUACGAAGUGUAAAUUAAUAAUAAAUAAAAUAAUUGCUUAAAUAAUAACAACCAAAAGAUAAAAUUAGUCUUAUUUAAGUAUCAGUUGUCAAACUGGAACAUAUAUUGGAGUUAGUUAAUGCUAUAAUAAAUUCAUUGUAAUAUUUUCUUGUUAAAAUAUCAUUGUGAGUAAAUAUAAUAACGAUUUAAUAAACAAAUAAAUAAUCAAUAAAUUACUAGUAUUAAAGGUAUUUAAGACAGUAAUUACAGUUAAAUUUCCUUUUACAUUUAAGUUGUACAUUGAUUAUUGAUAAAAAGUAACAAAAUUAAAUUAAAUAUCCAGAAUUUUUGAUUUUUAUUUUUCUUUCUUCAUUUUUUUUUUUUUUUUUUUUUUUACUUGUUACUAUUUCAUUUCUACUGACUUAUUAUUUAAUUAAUAUAUUAUUUGAUAGUUAAUGUAUGUAAUUAUUUACGUACUUUAAUGGUAUUUCUUUUGCGUAUUUGUUUUUUUUACAUUUAAAAUAACAAAAGCAGAGUGGGCGACACACAAAGUAUUUACAAUUUUCAUUACAUGGAUACACGAUUACUUCGUUAUAGUUGUAAACAUACAUAUUACUUAACUUAUUAUUAUUAUAUCAUAUAAUAAUUAUUAAUAUGUAUAAAUAUUUCAAGAUAUUACACGAUAUAUUGUUACUAAAUUUAAAUUAAUAGUAGUUAAAUUUACAGGCUUACGCUGAAUAAUCCAUAUUAUUAAUCAUAAUCAAAUUUAUCAAUUCUUAACAGAAAAUGAUUCAUGUGAGUCGAAAAAUUAGUCUCAUACUUUAUUAAAUUACUUUUAUUUUUAGUCUUAGACGUAAACGUGAUCAAAAGUGAUUAUAAAGUAAAAUUGCACAGAAUUAAACAACAAAAAACAUUUACAUUUUUCUUUCAUUUAUUUUCUAUUGGUUUCUUAGUCACAAUUCUUAAAAAUUAAUUGGAAAAAUUCUCAUAAAAAAACUCUAAAGAUACAAUUUGUACCGAAUACGGAUUUUCAUAAAUAAUAAUAAUAAAUAAAAUGAAAUAAAAAAAAAAAAAAAAAAAA
Cotesia glomerata is the source of this 1630-nucleotide messenger RNA. It is a transcript of the gene COX5A, whose product is annotated as cytochrome c oxidase subunit 5A, mitochondrial. The coding region runs from base 119 to 583 and encodes 154 amino acids. Lineage: Eukaryota; Metazoa; Arthropoda; Insecta; Hymenoptera; Braconidae. The transcript is spliced from 2 exons. Gene Ontology annotation, cellular component: mitochondrial inner membrane. Gene Ontology annotation, biological process: mitochondrial electron transport, cytochrome c to oxygen. The record is from RefSeq and is a predicted model, not a curated record.